AUGUCAGGCACAAUACGCCCGAAUGACAUGAAUGUUGCGACGACCCCGACACUCUCGUCCAGCAGCCUGCCCAACCUGACGUCGCUCCAGACAGACGUCACCAAGAAACCCAGCAUCCCACGAAGCCCACGCAUAGAUGUCGAGCCCCUAUAUACAGCCGUGAAGAGCUCCAUAAGUGACGCUGACUGGAUCGUCUACAAAAAAACCCUGUCCUUCUUUCUCCUCGGCAACCUCAACCAAGAAGAGCUCACCCAGAAGCUGUCGAGGAUCCUUACCACACCCGCCCUCGAGCACGCACACAAUGCCCUUGUCACAGCCAUCUACGCCAACAUAUGGCGCGACCCCCCAGAAGCGGGCAUCGCCAGCUGGGUCAGCAGUAGCGACAAGCCCACGAGCGGGACGGUCAAGGGAACAGGGGAUGAGAGCGAGAAGCGACUGAAACACGAAGUCAUGCAGCUGAGCCGCAGAGAGAGAAAACGGCUAAAGGGUAUACCAGCAGGAGAGAGCCCGCUGAGCAUAGGAUCCGAGUGUCUGAGUACAGGUACCACUGGGUCGGUGCAGGAGUAUGUCGAUGCGAGACGGGCCAAGCAGCUGGACAUUGGGCCGAGCAGCAAUCAAGGCGGUGGAUUUGGAAAGACAAACUGGGAACUCGAAAUCCGCAAGCGCUACACUUCGGCCCUCUACGUGGAGACCCACGAAUUUCCCACCGCAACGACGAUAUCCUAUCGCCUCCUUCCCAUCUGCUACGAAUACGGACUGCCACAAGGCCACACGCCCGACUGCCCUGAUUACCUCAACCUGGCUACCGAAACGUACAUCAAGGAGGCGCUGGCAAACUUGCUGGGCAAAGUAUGCAGCAACGGCCCAGGCUACGUGCGGACGGGCGAGUUUAAGAAGAAGCAAGCCAAAGAGGAGCGAUUAGCAGAAAAGGGCGAGCUCAUGAGAGGAAGCGCCGGCGAACUCCCCGUCGAAGCUGAAGAGCGCCGGAAGCGAAGACCGCUCUGCAUGGAAGACCUGCGUCUUGCACUUGAACUCGGCGACUGCUACCUCGGGCAAACACCGCUGAUUGCCGGAUCCAUCCUCAACUCCCGCUUCCUGGAUACCGAAGGCAUCGAGGAGAUAUACGACAACAACGCUUCCAAGCCCCUGAUGCACGGCUCCCUCACCAAUGGCGUGCACAGUGCUACGCACGACGCCAAGGCUCCGCUCAAUGGCGAAACAUGGACAAUCGACUUUGGAGACGCCAUGCAGAUUGACGACGAGGUCGACAUGUACUGGCAGGGAGGCAGCGUGCAAGACAUGCAGGAGAUGGACGAUACGCUCGACGACAUCCUCAACCUGGGUGAACUUUAG
Messenger RNA from Exserohilum turcica Et28A, 1353 nucleotides. RefSeq lists its product as uncharacterized. Gene Ontology annotation, cellular component: SAGA complex. The transcript is spliced from 2 exons. The record is from RefSeq and is a predicted model, not a curated record. Gene Ontology annotation, biological process: regulation of transcription by RNA polymerase II. The coding region runs from base 1 to 1353 and encodes 450 amino acids. Gene Ontology annotation, molecular function: transcription coactivator activity. NCBI's taxonomy places the organism in Eukaryota, Fungi, Ascomycota, Dothideomycetes, Pleosporales, Pleosporaceae.